GCUGAGCCGGGAUGGGUCUUGCCGAAGACAAAGUGUACGACUACAUUUUGAAAAACCUCAAGAACUUCAAGAACAUCCGUGUGGCGUCGCUGGCCGAUUCCCUGAGCUGCCUGACCGAUGCCGACAGAGAUGAGCUUCACACCCGGGAGGAAACGCGGGGGAGCCAGGCGACCGUCUAUAGGUUUUAUCAGCACCUGAAGUGCCGGCAGGGCUGGGUGCCGGAUCUCAUCAACGCGCUGCGCCAGAACAACGCGGGGCACCUGGCCGACGAGCUGCAGCACGUGUAUGACUCCUGGCAAGCCCGUCCCCCGGCUCCCGCCGCUGCCUCCUUCCCUCCUGCAGCCAGCGAUGCCUGUCCCGCCGUCUCCUCCAUCGGUGCCCAGACGACGUCCCUAGGGCCGAACCCUGCUCCGGGCGCUCCACUGGCUGAGCAGCUGCGCCAAGACCUGCCUGUCAGUGGCCGUCCGCCUCUCCUGCCCAGUGCUGCCACCACCGUGAGCACAGACCUGGACGCCAGGGCCCCGGUGCAGGAAUCGCUCCCCAAAAACCUCCUGGAGCAAGAGAGUCCCCAGCUGCCUCCACCUGGGAGCGGGGUCCAUGAUGGAGUAAGCGAUGGGCACAGCAGAGAGGGGCAUCCUCUGCACCCCAUCGAGGCCGCACCGGUGGCAGCGGGGACCCCCGGGGCAGCCAGCGUCUGUAGUCCUAGUCCUCAGACUGGCCGGGACUGGCUGAGCCGCCAGCAGCACCCGGUGUGUGUGGACAACGGGUGUUUCGGGAACGCCAACCACCUGCACCGCGGCGCGCCGGGCUUGGGUCUGGGCAGGUCUCUUCUGCUGAGGGAUGCGGGCUCUGCUCGCAGCCCCAAGCAGCCCAGGAACGAGCCUGAAGAGGACUUCUACGUCUCCACUGAGUCGCCCCUGAGGCUGGAGGCCGCUCGCAGCGGGGGGCCGCAGCCCCCAGACUCGCAGCCAAAACAAAAGGCUGUGCCUGGCUCCGAGCGCAGCGAGCCCCCGGGCAGCUUUGUGGAUGUGCGCAGCCCCCUCCUCAUACAGCAGCAGUUCGAUGUGGAGCAGAAGCAGGUCGGGAUGCUGCGAGAGCACGGAGGAGAUGGAGACACCUGGAUGGAAACAACUACCCUGGUCCCAGAAGCGCCCAGAGACGCUUCCCCAUCCUGCGACACCUCCAUGAAGCCUCCUGUACAAGAGAAAGAACUGCCCGCGGGGGAGGCGGCCAGCAGCACCCCCUCCAUGCCGAUGAAGGAAAAAGUGCUGCCGGCCUCGGUGGACCCUCCCCCGCUUGUUGCAGGAAGCUUUGAAGGCACUUCUGGGAGGAAGGCCUCCCGGGUGAGCUCUGCCACGAGCAUCUGGAUGCCUUGCAGCAACACGGAGAGGGAUGUGGAGCUCAGCAAGCCGGGCGUCCUCUUCCCCAUGGCUGAGGAGAGCCCAGAGGCGGCCAGCAGAUGCCCGAGCUCUCGGGGGCCCAGCGGCCCCUAUUCAGGGGCGUCCGAUAGCCUCACCUUCAGCAGCGACCCACUCAUGGUGAGCACGGAUAGCUCGAGCUCAGGAGAAGCGCUCUCCGGAGUCUCCUUGGGAUGCCCAGCUCCAGCGGCUCGUGAAGACCCUGGGGGAAAGGAGGCUGCUGGAGCAAGCAGAGACUCGCGUCUGCCUCCGAGCUGGGACAGCACCUCCCUGGGCACCCACGAGGUCCCCAGCACCCAGCUCGGGGCAGGCAGCGACCUCCAAGACAGAGCCGGUCCCUUUGGAAACUCUCCCGUUUUUAACUCUAGCGGGGGCCAAGGCACUGCGACCAGCUCGUCUCAGGCCAAAGUCCCCCCAGGGGACAGCAACGGACCGUCCCUGCCGUACAUCAUUCCAGCUGUGGGCAUCGCUCUGAUUUCAGCUGUGGCGUUCCUGGUGUACGCUCGAUUGCAGAAAUAGCGCUGGAGUGGAUGGGAUGCCACGACCGUCACUCGGCCUGGGCGAUUCCUCUUCAUAGCAGGAAUUUGGCCAACGCGUUGGAAGCCUGAAGAGCAGCGGGGGGGACGGUAGGGGUGUUGUUAAAUCUCUUUCUGGAAGGUUUUGCCGGAAGAGGCCUUGGUUGCGUGAUGCUGUUGGGUUUGGGUCUGUUUUCCCCCAUUUCCCAACCAUCUUCUUGUCUGUAGCCUUCUCCUUUUACACCCGUAGAGAGGGUCUCAUUCAGGGAGUGAGUCAAAAAAGAAAGUCCUCAUGGCUAUUAUCCACAUCUCCCUUGUUUGGUCCCAGGAGGCCCCAGGGAAACAUGUCCUGGUGGUCCAAAGGGUGAGCCCCCGCGUCCCUCCGGGCAGUGCAGCGAGGAGAGGUUUUGCAGACAUCCUGUAAAAGUGGAGCCGAUUUUGUUGGCUCUGCUCAUCUUGGCUUGAAAACGUGCCCGAAGGUCUGUGCAGCAGCCUCCACCAGGUGCCUCAUGUUGAAUUUGCCUUACUGGGUGUCUCUGGCUCUGCUGCCGGGACCUUGGCUCGUCUCUGCUCCUCCUUUCCCCCCGGUGCUGGGUGCGCGGGCAGGACCCCAGUGCACCGAGGCAGGCUGCCUUCUGCUUAUUCGUGACGAGAGA
Molecule: messenger RNA, 2589 nt
Organism: Aptenodytes forsteri (emperor penguin)
Lineage: Eukaryota; Metazoa; Chordata; Aves; Sphenisciformes; Spheniscidae
Gene: MAVS
Product: mitochondrial antiviral signaling protein
Exons: 7
Coding region: 12-1937 (641 amino acids)
Source: RefSeq, a predicted model, not a curated record